AUCCGCCACCGCCAACCGUCGCCGAACUUUGAUGGCUACUCUCCUCCUGCUUCGUGGCUAUGUCUCUCUCCCUGAGAAACUCCAUUAAAGCUCCUCCCAUCUAUCUCCGACUUCACUGUCUCUUCUCUACUUCUUCUUCCUCCUCGUUUGAUUUCAAUGGCGCAUUCUCCUCCACGUCAGCGUGGCUACUCUUUCUCGGUGGACCAGGCGGAAUCGGCGGAUGGAAAACGCUGGACCGGAAGAGUUACGGAGGACGAGGAGGAGGAGAGCAAGUGCGGAUUCCUCGUGGUAGCUCUCUGUCCUUGUCUCGUUUGCUUCAUUCUUCUGCUUAUCAUCGUCACUAUCGUUCUCAAUGUCAAGUUCCACCUUUACUGCCACACGCCUCUGCGUUCUCUAUUGUUCAAGAAGAGUUGCCAUUGAUUGCUAGGCGUGUGGUUCUGGAGUGUAGAGUCUGUUCGGAAUCGUUCAUUACGGAUCUAGGUUUUAGAGGUUUCUGUAGCAGUUCUGAUGAUAGUGUAGAAUGUGGCCAUGAGUUUGGAUCUGAAGACGACAAGGGUGAUGACGACGAUGAUGGUGAAAUUGGGGUCAAUCGUGUUGAUUCUUGUGCUGAUCCCGAAGAAGUAGAGAGAGUCUGCAAGGUGAUUGAUGAAUUGUUUGCAUUAGACAGAAACAUGGAGGCUGUUCUUGAUGAAAUGGGGAUAAAUCUGUCACACGAUCUGGUGGUAGAGGUUUUAGAACGGUUUCGGCACGCCAGAAAGCCGGCAUUUAGGUUGUUCUGCUGGGCAGGGGAGAAAAAGGGAUAUGCCCAUGAUUCAAGGACAUAUAAUUCUAUGAUGAGUAUAUUGGCAAAAACUAGACAGUUCGAGACGAUGGUUUCUUUGCUAGAGGAGAUGGGUGGGAAAGGGCUUUUGACGAUGGAUACGUUUACCAUCGCGAUGAAAGCAUUUGCUGCUGCAAAGGAGAGGAAGAAAGCCGUGGGAAUCUUCGAAUUGAUGAAGAAGUACAAGUUCAAAAUCGGUGUGGAAACGAUUAAUUGUUUGCUAGAUAGUCUUGGAAGAGCUAAGCUUGGAAAAGAAGCUCAGGUCCUGUUUGAUAAGUUGAAAGAGCGGUCCACACCCAACCUAAGGACAUACACUGUUAUGCUCAACGGUUGGUGCCGGGUGAGGAACCUGAUGGAAGCAGCUAGAAUCUGGAACGAUAUGAUUGAUCACGGCUUUAAACCCGACAUUGUGGCUCACAACGUUAUGCUCGAGGGAUUGUUGAGGAGCAGGAAGAGAUCUGACGCGAUUAAGUUGUUCCAUGUCAUGAAGUCGAAGGGCCCUUCCCCUAGCAUUCGCAGUUACACGAUCGUGAUCCGUGACCUCUGCAAACAGUCAAAGAUGGAAAGGGCUGUUGAGUAUUUCGACGAAAUGCUCGAUUCUGGAUUACAGCCUGAUGCCGCAGUCUACACAUGUCUGAUCACAGGUUUCGGAACCCGUAAAAGGCUAGACAGAAUCUAUGAAUUACUCAGGGAGAUGCAAGAAAAGGGUUAUCCUCCUGAUGGUAAAACAUACAAUGCGCUAAUCAAGAUAAUGACAAGUCAGAAAAUACCCGAACACGCAACGAGGAUCUACAACAAGAUGAUCCAGGACGGGGUCGAGCCAUCGAUUCACACGUUCAACAUGAUAAUGAAAUCCUACUUCCUGACAAGAAACCACGAGAUGGGGAGAGCGGUGUGGGAUGAGAUGAUCAAGAAAGGGAUUUGCCCGGACGACAACUCGUACACCGUUCUCAUCAGAGGGCUCAUAAGCCAGGGGAAAUCGCGAGAGGCAUGUAGAUAUCUGGAGGAAAUGCUUGACAAAGGAAUGAAGGCUCCUCAGAUUGAUUACAACAAGUUUGCUGCCGAUUUUUACAGAGUCGGAAAACCGGAAAUAUUCGAGGAAUUGGCUCAGAAGGCGAAGUUCGCCGGCAAGUUUGCGGCAUCGGAGAUCUUCGCUAGAUGGGCUCAGAUGACAAGAAGAAAGUUUAAAGAGAGAUUCAUGGAAAACCGAGAGAAGCAUUUCUGAGGGUUUUCUCUAUUUUGUGUCAUGUGUUUUUAUAUAUUGUUUUGUGAUUCAUAACUUCAUGUUGUAUAUUAUUUUUUCAGUUUAACAGAGAGAGAUUGUGAGA
Tarenaya hassleriana is the source of this 2148-nucleotide messenger RNA. Its product is annotated as pentatricopeptide repeat-containing protein At3g62470, mitochondrial-like. Bases 60 to 2045 code for a protein of 661 amino acids. Gene Ontology annotation, molecular function: protein binding. The transcript is spliced from 2 exons. The record is from RefSeq and is a predicted model, not a curated record. NCBI's taxonomy places the organism in Eukaryota, Viridiplantae, Streptophyta, Magnoliopsida, Brassicales, Cleomaceae.